AUGAAGAGUAUUUUCAGUAGUCUUUGGAGUAAAAAGAGUUCAUCCCAAGUGAAUGAGGGAAAUAGUUCCCAGCCGAUUGUGCCUAGUUCUCCUCCUAGAAUAGGUGAAAACGAUAUUGUGCAAGAUACAGAAAUUAAUACCGCCACUACCAUAACAACGCCUACUUCCAAACAUAGGAGCAGCUCGAAGCGCAAACGAAGCGAGGCUAGAGAUUCGAUAGUAGACACGCCUAUUAUGGCCAAACCCCUCGAAAAUUCUUCGUCACAAGGUACACCCCCCGGGGCAAAGAGGAAACGAGCGAGGAAAUCGUCGAAAACCUCAUUGGGAAAGGAGAAUCGAGAACCAAGCGUAAAUCCGAAUGGUGCAUACGGAACAUCUCUCAGGCAAUCGACUGAACCAGACUCGAGCACACCAAAUACAAGGCGCACGCCAUCGAAACCCGCACCAGACCACUUCCGACCCGGCCACGUCAGCACUCAGAAUACGAAAAGAACAGGAUGGUUUAGCCCCGAGGAGACAGCGCUGUUAGAAGCGCACAAAAUAGAUUUCUGCAGAAGUCAUUCAGUCGAUUUUGAAAUCUUUAAUCAAUGUGUCCAUGCAUCGAAUAAAGACAAAGAGAACCUAUUCAAGUUGAGACCAGAAUUUGGAACCCACAAUGAAUUCUGGAAAGGCGUCUGGGCGAUAAUUCCUGAUCGAGACCGUCGGUCAGUUCUGCGUUUCAUGCGCCGUCACUUUCAAGUAGGGGAUGGAAAUCGUCCCUGGACGAACUCUGAAGACAACAGGCUUGUUCGACUCCACGACAAGCAUGGGCCAAAAUGGUCUGUUAUUUCGAAGGAAAUGGAGAGAACGCAAGACGAUGUUGUUCAGCGCUGGAAAAACAAAGUCGAACAUCGCUCUACAAUGAUCACAGGUUUAUGGAAUUUUGCAGAAAUGGAAGAACUAGUCAGAGCAGUUAGAAAGGUUCGAGACAUUCUGGCCCAAGAGGGGUACACCGAUAUUGAAGAUCUCUACGAUAUGGACGAGAAGCAUAUUUCCUGGGGUGCAGUGAGUGAUGCGCUUAACAACAAAAGAUCUCGGCAACAGUGCGCGGAUAAGUGGCGGAAAAUCAAGACCAAAGUGUUUAACUAUCGACAGACAGGAAAAAGGCAUGCAACUUUCUACGACGUUUAUGAACCUGACGGCCAUGUCUGGAGCAAACCUGACGAGACUGGCAAGUCUUCGAAACGCGCUCCAAAGUCUCAGGCAGUUAUAAAAAGGCAGAGCUCGCAAAGCUCCGAUUCAGAUGACGCCAGUGAUGAUGAAGAGCAAGAAUUGUCAGCUGUGGACAAUCAGUCAACUCAUGAAGGUCAAGAUCAAGAUGAAGAUACCCAGGACAGCGACCAUCCGAGCAGCUCUGAUGAAAAUGAAGAAUCUCAAUCUGAACGCCAAAUUAAACGCGAAAAUGAAUCCGAAGAAGCUGAAAGUGAUGAAAGUGAUGAAAAUUCUAUGCCGAGUCGUUCCAUGUCCGUACAGCCUAAGCAGAAUGGCACCGUCGAUUCCAAUAAUGAAACAACGUCCACUCCACAAAGCAAACAUGAAUCUAGCGACGAAGAAACCAAUAUCACCCGGAAUCCAUCCACCUACAUGCGUGUAAACGAAUGGGCCGCGGUAAAUGCCAAACCCAAUAACGACAUCGAAGAAAAAACCUCUCGCACCCGAAAGCGCAGAAAGCACAAAAAACACAGAAAGGAACGAGAGUGA
Talaromyces proteolyticus is the source of this 1740-nucleotide messenger RNA. RefSeq lists its product as uncharacterized. The coding region runs from base 1 to 1740 and encodes 579 amino acids. The transcript has 2 exons. Gene Ontology annotation, molecular function: transcription cis-regulatory region binding; DNA-binding transcription factor activity. Lineage: Eukaryota; Fungi; Ascomycota; Eurotiomycetes; Eurotiales; Trichocomaceae. The record is from RefSeq and is a predicted model, not a curated record. Gene Ontology annotation, cellular component: nucleus. Gene Ontology annotation, biological process: regulation of DNA-templated transcription.